CGUCUAUGCAUUUGAGACCCCCAGUAAAGUUUAAUUGUUAUUUUGGUGUUGUUAAAUGCAUAAAUAUUUCCUGCGUUUCACUCCAUAGUGAUAUCCGUAAAAUAAUUUUGCGAAUAACGAAAACUGCUGUUUCGAGCAACGAUCGAAGAGUUCCCUAGUCUCCUAGAGCAAAUAGUCUUCUUGAAGCCAGAUAUGGACAAAAUCCAGACUCUGAAGACAUGCGGAUCCAGAGACCACUUUCUUCGUAGACCCGAGUUCUGGCGUGGAGGAGUCAUUCGUCUUUCUCGGAGGCGUUUUGGAGACUGACCACGGUCGGAUCUCGGCUCUCCGCAGAUGCGAUCUACCACUUCAUGGACUGCGACGGCAGCAAAGACGGACCGCCGCAGCCCUACCCGGACCUCUCUCAGAUAGCCGACUUUUCCACGGCGGCCGAGGCAGCGCCGCAAGACGAGCCCGCCCAGCCGCGCGUGCGAAAAUUCUACCCAGGCGUGCUCGAUUCCAAGUACAUGCAGGCGGUGGUGCGCGGCGGCCGGGAGGGCCUGCUCCAGUUCCGCGAGAACCCGCAGCGCAGCCACCCGGUGCCGUACCCGUGGCCAGAGUGGUUUGAUCACGAGACUGGUUCUCCGGCAGGUAAGAAGCGCCACGGCCAGCGCGGCUACCCGGAGGGCUGCACCAGCCAGCGGCCGGCCGCCGUGCCGGGCUGCGGCGGCUCCGUCAGCGGCAGAGGCGGAGGAAACCGGCCCGUGCCGUCCAUGUACGACCCGCCUCCGUGCGCGGCCGCCGUCGCCGCCGCCAACGCAGCAGCCUCGGCCGCUGAGGUGCACCACUGCCAGCCGGUGGUGGUGGCCUGUCCGAUACCGGCACAGCCGCACCACCAGCAGCAGCACCAGCCGCACCAGCACCAGCCGCAGCAGCCGCCACCGUUCGUGCGCGCCGCCAACACGGAACACUGCAUUCCGUGCAGCGCGGCGCCCGAGGUGUGGGCCGACCCCAGCGACCCGCGAGCCGACUGCACCCCGCACCGUCCGCCGCCGCCGCAGCACCACGCGCCGCACCACCAGCGACCGCGGCCACAGCCCGCCAGCACCGACAGGAACUUCGUGCCCUCCUACCUGCACGAGCCGGAGAACAUGGCGAAGAUAAUCGCUCACGACUACCAGCGUCAGUGGGUGGACGAGCGGGACUCGUGGGAGGAAUCGCACGCCACCUCCAACGACAACCAGCGCAUGCGCAUGCAGAACCGCUGCAGCCACCAGGAGCGCAAGUUUGUGGAGCACCAAAAAUGCGCCCGUGACACGAAGGCGAAGGUGGCCGAGGGUCAGCUUCCGGACUGCCGGAAAAAGUCGACCACGAAGCGGCCGUGGUACCCUCCCGGGAAGGUGUGCGUCGUACGCAGACGCUGCGGCUGCUGACAGGGACACGGCGGUCCACAGCGAGAUAUCAGCCGACAAAUCAGCAGUGACGUUUCUCAGUGAGCCAUAGAGUCAGGAGUAAAUUCAUGUGGCGUCAAGUGCGUAAUACAUCUGGACCAGAAAACA
Amphibalanus amphitrite is the source of this 1538-nucleotide messenger RNA. RefSeq names its product pair-rule protein odd-paired-like. The transcript has 5 exons. NCBI's taxonomy places the organism in Eukaryota, Metazoa, Arthropoda, Thecostraca, Balanomorpha, Balanidae. The record is from RefSeq and is a predicted model, not a curated record. Bases 351 to 1412 code for a protein of 353 amino acids.